Molecule: messenger RNA, 471 nt
Organism: Microsporum canis CBS 113480
Lineage: Eukaryota; Fungi; Ascomycota; Eurotiomycetes; Onygenales; Arthrodermataceae
Exons: 5
Coding region: 1-471 (156 amino acids)
Source: RefSeq, a predicted model, not a curated record
AUGCUGAGAUUCUUCAUCCUAUUAUAUCGCCUCUUAACAGGCUUUUCAAUUCUGCUGAGCUGCAAACCUCUUUGGCCCCCAUUUAUGCGCUUGGUCAUCCUAGCGAGGAGCAGUUUACGAUGUUUAAUCUCUCAUUUCCAUGUCACGGUGUCCAAGGUUCUCAAGCAGUUUGAAGAAGCAUUCUUCAAGGGAAGUGCUUACAAAAAGUUGUUUCGGAAGCAAACCCCGGGAAAACGCAUUGGACUACCACAGGCUGGUGACAACGACAAGAUAUACCAAGUCCGACUUGACGCUGGCGAAACGAUAAACGGCAUUAAGCGGGUUUACUUACAGUGGAAAAAGAAACACGGAACACAUAGCAACCUCGCAGUGGGAACCAUAGAUGAGAACACCCCGGAAGAAGAGCAAGAGGAUGCUGCCAAGGCAUUUUGGAAAGAUGUUGCAGGCCAGGCGAAAGAUAACCUGCUAUAA